AUGGAGGCCAAGGUCUAUUGGAUCGACGUCUCCUUAAAGAAGAUCCAAAGGGCCAAUGUCGAUGGUUCUUGUGUCGAGGACGUGGUCAGUGACCUUCCCAGCCCCUCGGCUCUGGCCCUGCAACCGGGUGCGAAGUGUCAGCUGCUGUGGAGCGAUCUGCAGCUGCGGCGUGUGCUGCGGCGCAGCGCGGAGCCAGGGGAGGAAGAGGUGGAGGUGCUGGUGGAAGGUUUGACGGCUCCCACUGGGAGCAGCCUCACGUUAGAUGGCCCCCGGAUUCUCUGGCCGGAUCUAUCACUCAAACAAAUCUGCGUCGCGGAGCCGGGGGGCGAAGCCAAGGCCUUGGUGAAAAAUUUGCAGAGCCCCAACAGUGUGGCGGUGGGCGAUGGACAGGUCUAUUGGGGCGACUUUGGCACGCGGAAGAUUCACAAGCUGAGCACUUCGGGUGGGUCCAACGAAGUGAUCGCUCCUUACGGCAAGAACUCCACAAGUCUGGUGGUGGACACGGCGCGCGGGAAGCUCUACUGGACCAACUUUGGGACCAACGCCAUCUACCGGGCCAACCUGGACGGUCGAGACAUGCAGCCUCUCAUCACCGACUUGGAAAGCCCCAGUGCUCUUGCGUUAGCCUCCAAAGCGGGGAAACUCUAUUGGUUAGAGCGGCCCAGAGGCAAGCUGCGGCGUGCCAGCGUUGAGGGGUCACAGGUUGAGGAUGUACUCAGCAAUCUGCCGGACCCCUGGGCCCUGGCAGUCCUGGACGUGGGCGAGGCCCAAGUGGUGCCGAUUGAAAAGUACUCCUGGACCGAUGAAGGAGAAGUGCUGAAGGUCUACAUCAGCGAAAGUUCCAAUCCCGCUGCCGUCGCCGCAGCUGGGUCUGCUGGAUGCCUCCUUUCGGUCGACUUUCAGCCUCGAGGCUUUACACUGACGGUUCGUUCCGAUGGCCCACAGUUCCAGUUGAGGAUCCUGGGCCUUCUGCAGGAGGUGCUGCCUGAGAAGUGCAAGGUGCGGCUCAGUGUUGGUAAGCGCAUCACGCUUUCCCUGGCCAAGAAGGAUCCAAAAACCGCUUGGAGUGCCCUGUGCCAUCGAAGCUGA
Cladocopium goreaui is the source of this 1089-nucleotide messenger RNA. The record is from the annotation of a GenBank genome assembly. Lineage: Eukaryota; Dinophyceae; Suessiales; Symbiodiniaceae.